AUGGAGGAAAUAAGCAGCGUGUCUGUGAUUUUGCGCCGCAAUAUAUUUUCUAGGCGCACAGAGAAAACAUUCAAUUUUACGGAAUCAGCAGGAUUCCGAGGAAAGGCUGUAGAUCUUGACUGGAUUGUCUUCAGGGUUGGACUUUUAUCAGUCCUAUACUCAAAGUAUAAGAAAGCUACAGUUGGUGUAAUGAUCACUGCAUCACAUAACCCGGAACCAGACAAUGGUGUCAAGGUUGUAGGACCCAUGGGUGAAAUGAUGGAAGGUUCCUGGGAGCUGAGUGCCACAGAGCUCAUCAAUUCAAGGGAUGAGGACCUAGAGUUAACAUUGCAGCAGACUAUCAAUAACUUUUGCAUUGAUGCAACCUGGCCAGCUAGUGUUUAUUUUGCCAGAGACACAAGACCGAGCAGCCCAAUGUUAGCAGAGGCACUUUGCAAAGCAUUGGAGAUGUUUCAUUGCACAGUUAAGGAUUAUGGCAUUCUGUCAACACCCCAGUUACACUACAUGGUGCGCUGCGACAACACCCAUGGCAGUUAUGGUGUUCCCACAGAGGCUGGUUACUAUGAAAAGCUUAGUAAAGCUUUCCUGGCCAUCAUGCAACCAGAAUCGAAUAAAGGCCAAUAUAUUGCCAGCGUGAUGAUAGAUGGAGCCAAUGGUGUUGGUGCUUUAAAGGCAGCAGAUAUUUCCAAGUAUCUAAAGCAUUCACUCAGCAUGUCAAUAUUCAAUGAUGGAUCACAUGGAAAGCUGAAUUAUAAGUGUGGGGCAGAUCAUGUUAAAGUAUCCCAGACUGCACCAGAAGGUGUACCAGUGGAGUUGGCUGCCCGGUGUUUGUCUUUUGAUGGUGAUGCAGACAGGGUUGUUUACUAUUACAUUGAUGAAGGUGGCAAGUUCAGUCUACUUGAUGGAGAUAAAAUUGCAACCCUUGUUGCAGGCUUUUUAAAUGAGAUGGUUGUUGCUAGUGGGCUUAACUUGAAGUUAGGAGUAGUUCAGACUGCAUAUGCAAAUGGAAGCUCUACAAACUACAUAUCAAACGUCCUGAAGGUUCCAGUGUCCUGUGUCUCUACAGGAGUGAAGCAUCUCCAUCAUAGGGCUGCUGAUUACGAUGUCGGUGUCUACUUUGAAGCUAAUGGACAUGGCACGGUGCUCUUCAGUGACAAAGCAUUUAACAUGAUCAGAAAGAUAUCUAAUGCUGAAAGUGGUGACACCUGUCAGAAGGAGGCAGCUGAUAAGCUGUUGUCGUUUGUGGACGUUGUUAACCAGACGGUGGGUGAUGCUAUCUCAGAUAUGCUGCUAGUGGAGGCCAUUUUGCAUGAACGAGGCUGGAGUAUACAGCAGUGGAAUGACCUUUACAAUGAUCUUCCCAACAGGCAGAUGAAAGUCAAGGUGCGUGAGAGAACAGUAAUAGUGACAACGGAUGCUGAGAGAAAGACGACAGCUCCAGCAGGCCUUCAGGACCGAAUCGAUGAGAUAGUUAGCAAGUAUCCAGUGGCUAGAGCCUUUGUAAGGCCCUCUGGGACAGAGGACAUUGUGAGGGUGUAUGCAGAGUCAGACACGCAGGAGAAAGCUGACAGCUUGGCCUGCAAAGUUGCACAGGCUGUGUACGACAUGGCCGGUGGUGAUGGUGAUCGUCCGGCAGAGCUUUGCUAGACCUUUCAUCGUUACGUUGCCAACUGAAGCCAUAGGUGUUCGAUCCUGACCCCAGUGGACACCUCUAUGAGAGACUGACAGGACUUGUAGAACAAAAGAAGCCUGAAAUAUCUGCUGAUAGCAGGAACGAUAAUUGUAUAAUUGAGGUGCUUGGUUGGUCUAUAGUCAUUCCAGUAAUGACUUCUUGUUAAGUUUUCCGACUUACAGUCUCAUAAUUGACAGUGCUCAAUUCGUGAUAAAGAAGCAGCAUAGAUAUGUUUUGUAGAAUUACGCCUGGUCCGCUUGAGUUCUAAACUACAUUGCGCCGUCUUUUAAUAUAUGUUUGAACAGAAUUGCUCUCAUUGCUGAUGUAACUAAUAGUUAUUCGUGCUGUUAUUCAGCAUCUGUGUUGCUGACUUGCCUGUGCUCCCAGCUCAUCCGUACGACCGCGUGGCUUGAGCUAUUCAAAACGGCAUCUAUGGGUUAAUAUCCUAGCUUACAUGCUAGUUCAUCCUCUUAUGUCUUCGCUAAUAAAUGGCGGUUAUUCAGCCUGGAUUGCGGACUGCGGGGUGUUUGUGUCAUAUAACAACACCUUUAGUGGCACGCUUGUGAUGUCUAGCUUAUUGCACCCGCUGCCAUUGUUACUGUUAUCGGCUUAGCUAUGUGUACGUUUGAGUACUGAUAAUAAUUUAACAAUAUCACACCGUUCAUAUAUCUGACCGUUCACCUCUCAUCGUCACAGUAACGAAUCAUCUGUCAUCACGUUUGACAAUCAAUAUUCAUCUAUUUUUCUUUAUAAGUAUACUAAGUGCUAUGUAAGUACAAAGUGAGGGUGCUCUGUUAACAAUCAGCGUACGUGAUAUGUAUUGUGAUGUGAAAAUUCUAUUUGAACGCUGCUGGAGAAAUGCGUGGAGAAUCUAAUAUAAUAAAUAUAAUAACCGUUUAAAAGCAAACUCGUUAAA
This is a messenger RNA of Priapulus caudatus, 2588 nucleotides long. RefSeq names its product phosphoacetylglucosamine mutase-like. NCBI's taxonomy places the organism in Eukaryota, Metazoa, Priapulida, Priapulimorpha, Priapulimorphida, Priapulidae. Gene Ontology annotation, molecular function: magnesium ion binding; phosphoacetylglucosamine mutase activity. The record is from RefSeq and is a predicted model, not a curated record. The transcript is spliced from 17 exons. Bases 1 to 1647 code for a protein of 548 amino acids. Gene Ontology annotation, biological process: UDP-N-acetylglucosamine biosynthetic process; carbohydrate metabolic process.